CGAACGUUUCCCAUGACACAAACCGGGCAACGACACAAACCAGACGCACGCGGCGCGUGCCGCGCACCCUUGCCCCCUCCCCUCCCCUCCCUCCCUCGGCACGGCACGGCACGGCACGGCAGCCAGCCAGACGGCUCGAACUCGGUUGAAAAACGAUCUGGGCUUGCUGCCUCCCAGGAGCGAGGCCACGAGGCGAGCACUCCUAUUACGCUCCUCCCAUCUUCCUCGGCCCCGUGGCCCGUGCACUUCACCAUCUCCACCUGCGAGAUGCGGAUCCCGGGGCUGCUCGCGGCGGCGGCGGCGCUGCUGGUGCUGCUUCUCGCGGUCGCUGGUGCGGCGGCGCAGGAGGCGGCGGCGGCGGGGGACGUGCGGCCGGAGGAGAUCGCGGCGAAGGCGACGGCCAAGGAGGAGGCGGUGCUCGCGGCCGAGCUGGGGCAGCUCAGGGCGAAGGUCGCCGCGCUAGAGUCGAGCAUUGCAGCGCAGACACAGGAGCUGAAUAGCAAGGAUGGCGGCAUCGAAACACUGGAAAAGGUAACUGGGGAGAUGUCACAGAACAUUGCUACUCUGCAGGAUGAGAUAACUUCCCUCCAGUCAAAGGGAUCUAUAGCUGCAAAGGAGCUGGCAGGCAAGGCCAGUGCCCGAGCUAUUGAGCUUGAGAAGCAGAUUGAGAAGCUCAAGAAGGACAUAGAAGCACAGAAUAACAAAAAGGCGACCAUGGAGGCUAUAGCUACCGAUGCAGAGAAGAGGGUGCAAGAGCUGAGUGCUAAGCUUGAUAGACUUCAGAAGACAAGUGGCGAGCAAAAGGUUAGGAUUCAGAAGACCAAAAAUGCUCUUAAAACUGCAGAGGAGGAACUGAUGAAGGUGCAGUUAGAAGCAACAGCAAAAUCAGAGCAGCUCGGAGAGGUUCAUGGAGCAUGGUUGCCACCUUGGUUAGCAGCACAUGCAGCUCACUAUAUGGAGUUGAUAUCGAGUCACUGGAGUGAACAUGGGAAACCUGCUGUCAACAAUUUAUUGCAGAAGACAUCAGAGAAAACAGUGCAGGCGAAGGAAUGGGCCGAACCCCAUAUAGAAACUGCUAAGGCGAAAUGGAUUCCUGUCAUUAAACAGAAUUGGGCUACUGCAAAGAAAAAUGCGGAACCUUAUAUGCAAAUGGUCUCAGCAAAAUCAGUAGAGCUUUAUCAAGUAUCAAAGGAUGCUAUCUCACCACAUGUUGUGAAAGCACAUGAGCUUGCUGAUCCUUAUUUCCAGGAAGCCAAGAAAUUAUCAAAACCUUAUAUUGAUCAAGUUGCUAAGGCCAGUAAACCACAUGUUGACAAACUUAAAACUACCCUUAAGCCUUACACUACAAAGGCAGGCCAGGAAUAUGAGAAGCUUCUUGAGACAGCUACAUUAUACCAUCAGCAGGCUCAGGCUACUAUCUUGGAUUACAUGCACCAACAUGAAUUUUUAAAACAAUUUGCGAAUGGAGAGUUGGUGUGGUUUCUGGCUGCUGCUUGGCUUCUUAUGCCCGUAUAUGUUUUAUACAUACUCCUAGCUGAAGUCUUCUGCGUCAGCAGGAAGAAGAAAAUCCCACGGAGUGGUAAGGGCAAAGUUUCGGUCAAUGGCCAUCGGAGACACAAGCGCCGUCAUGCUGACAAGUAGACUUUAGACUAUGUGUUUGCCUAUCUUCCGCAGCACUGUAGUUGAAGAAGAUCAGGUACGAUUCAUUCACUGACAAGUCUGCUGGCUACAAAUUGGGAGAUGCCGGGUCCUGGUUAAAUCUUGUGUAAUAUAUACCCUGAGUUAUACUGCACGCAAACCGUGUCUCCAUGUAUUUUAGCGACCGUUUUUGUACGAUCACGUAGCUGAGUAGGGAUUACGAGGUUAAAUAUGCAGCUAUUCGUUUUAUUGGGCACAUAUUAUGUUGCAGCUGUUCGCGUGUUUCCAGUUCA
Hordeum vulgare subsp. vulgare (domesticated barley) is the source of this 1931-nucleotide messenger RNA. RefSeq lists its product as uncharacterized. The record is from RefSeq and is a predicted model, not a curated record. Bases 13 to 1641 code for a protein of 542 amino acids. NCBI's taxonomy places the organism in Eukaryota, Viridiplantae, Streptophyta, Magnoliopsida, Poales, Poaceae. The transcript has 15 exons.